Phaeoacremonium minimum UCRPA7 is the source of this 720-nucleotide messenger RNA. RefSeq names its product putative acetamidase protein. The transcript has 3 exons. The coding region runs from base 1 to 720 and encodes 239 amino acids. NCBI's taxonomy places the organism in Eukaryota, Fungi, Ascomycota, Sordariomycetes, Togniniales, Togniniaceae. The record is from RefSeq and is a predicted model, not a curated record.
AUGGAGUUGUCUACGCCACCAAAUGGCCAGAAACCAGUUGUUGGUAUCCUCCGCGAGUCCGGCGUCACCCCUCAUCCCCCAGUUCGCCGAGCUAUUCGCCUCGCCCAAGUCAAACUUGAGGCUGCCGGCUACGAAGUCAGAGACUUCACACCAGGUUGUCCUGACUUCAAGGAGAUCAAAGAGAUCGCUAGCCAGAUUUUCACCGUGGAUGGGGUAUCCUAUCAGCGACGGGAGCUUGCCAGAGCAAAUGAGCCUGUCGUGCCCUCGGUUGUCAAGUUCGGGUACUGGGACAUGCCCAGAAAGACUCACGAAGAAAUGUGGGAAUUGAACACUAAAAAGGGUGAAAUACAAAAGAAGAUGCUGGAUGCGUGGGAAAAGAUAGGCAUCGACGUGCUCAUUGCACCAGCAGCUCCGCACACGCCAAUUACCCCUGACAAUUGCACUGCAGAGCUUUACACAGUUGCCUGGAAUGCUAUGGAUUACCCUGCUAUUAUCAUUCCAUUCUUGAAAGCGGACUCUCUACUCGACCCCAAAGAUGAAGCGUUCAAGCCGAAGAAUGAUAUGGAUCAAAGCAUUCAGGCACUGUAUGAUCCAGAGCUCAUGGCUGGUGGCCCGGCCUCCCUCCAGAUUGUUGCUCCAAGACUUCAAGAUGCUGCUCUACUAAAACAUGCGGAAGCAAUUGACAAGGUGUUGAAUGAGGAGGCUGGCGAAGUUGCAUAA